AUGGCUCUCACUAUAUCGAGUACACCUCCUGGACUGGAAACAUCUCGGGUCUGUACAGGAUUAUCGGGCCGCACCGAACUGAAAACCUCGGCACAAUCGGCUUUGGACGCCCGAGGGUCACAGUUAACCACCAAAGUCACAACGCAAAACAAACACGCGCACCAGCCACUCAAUGGCGAGUACAAGCCAAGAAUUCAAGCUGUUCUAACUGCAAGCCCGGUCGUCGACCGUAUGGUUAUGGACGCUCUGAUUCUGCGUCACGAUCCAUUACCCGCAGUCACUCCUGGUUCAAUGGCCAUGGAUCAAAAUCAAUACAUAUUGACCGAGAUCGCCGUCCCAAGUGAUGAAUGA
Uncinocarpus reesii 1704 is the source of this 351-nucleotide messenger RNA. RefSeq lists its product as uncharacterized. The record is from RefSeq and is a predicted model, not a curated record. Lineage: Eukaryota; Fungi; Ascomycota; Eurotiomycetes; Onygenales; Onygenaceae. Bases 1 to 351 code for a protein of 116 amino acids. The transcript is spliced from 3 exons.